Molecule: messenger RNA, 6256 nt
Organism: Artibeus jamaicensis (Jamaican fruit-eating bat)
Lineage: Eukaryota; Metazoa; Chordata; Mammalia; Chiroptera; Phyllostomidae
Gene: PDE5A
Product: phosphodiesterase 5A
Exons: 21
Coding region: 304-2904 (866 amino acids)
Biological process (GO): signal transduction
Molecular function (GO): 3',5'-cyclic-GMP phosphodiesterase activity; protein binding
Source: RefSeq, a predicted model, not a curated record
GAGAGCUCGCCAGUCGCCGCCGCGGCCGCCUCGGAAUCAGCACUUGUGAGGCCGCGGGAGCGGGUCUGGGCCCGACCCCUGAAGGCGCGGCUGCGGUUCCGGCCCCGCUCCCCGCACCUGGAGUGGGACCCGGAGAGGCGGGGCGGGGCUGCAGCCCGGCCGAGUGCCGGUGCAGCUCGCCGAAGCCGCCCGCUGCGAGCGAGGCGAGGGGGAGGGUCUCGAGGCCGAGUCCGCUGCUCGGGGGAGAGACCCCAGCGGGGGUGGAACCGGCCCCCGAGAGGCGCCCAGGCGCGCGGCGCGGGCAUGGAACGGGCGGGCCCCCGCUCCGCGCGGCCGCGGGACCACAGCUCGGUGGAAGCGUGGCUGGACGACCACUGGGACUUCACCUUCUCUUACUUUGUUAGGAAAGCCACCAGAGAGAUGGUCAACGCGUGGUUUGCUGAGCGAGUGCACACCUUCGCCGCCUGCAAGGACGACGCCCGAGGCCGCGCCGAGUCCUGCCCUCGUCCCACCCGUCCCACGCAGCAGCCCUGCGCCCGCGCGGAGAGCAGCACCCCAGCCGCGCCCGCCAGGAAAAUCUCCGCCUCCGAGUUCGACCGGCCCCUGAGGCCCAUCGUGGUCAAGGACUCCGAGGGGACCCUGCGCUUCCUCUCGGACUCGGGGAAGAAGGAGCAGAUGCCACCAACCCCCCCUCGGGUUGAUGGGGACGACCAGGACCAGUGCUCACGACUCCUGGAGCUAGUGAAAGACAUUUCCAGCCACCUGGAUGUCACGGCCCUGUGCCACAAAAUAUUCCUGCACAUCCACCAGCUCAUCUCCGCGGACCGCUACUCGCUGUUCCUCGUGUGCGAGGACAGCUCCAACGACAAGUUCCUGGUCAGCCGCCUCUUCGACGUGGCCGAGGGGUCCACCCUGGAGCAGGCGUCCAACAGCUGCAUCCGCCUGCAGUGGAACACGGGCAUCGUGGGCCACGUGGCCGCGCGCGGGGAGCCCCUGAACAUCAAAGACGCCUACGAGGAUCCUCGAUUCAAUGCAGAAGUUGACCGAAUUACCGGCUACAGGACACAAAGUAUCCUCUGCAUGCCAAUUAAGAAUCACAGGGAAGAGGUUGUCGGCGUGGCCCAGGCCAUCAACAAGAAGUCGGGAAAUGGCGGGACAUUCACGGAAAAGGAUGAGAAGGACUUCGCUGCUUACUUGGCCUUCUGUGGGAUUGUCCUUCAUAACGCCCAGCUCUACGAGACUUCGCUGCUGGAGAACAGGAGAAACCAGGUGCUGCUGGACCUUGCCAGCCUGAUCUUCGAAGAACAGCAGUCCUUGGAAGUGAUCCUGAAGAAGAUGGCCGCCACCAUCAUCUCCUUCAUGCAGGUGCAGACCUGCACCAUCUUCAUGGUGGACGCCGACGGCCCCGACGCCUUCUCCAGCGUGUUCCACAUGGAGUGUGAGGAGCUGGAGAUGCCGGCCGGCGCAGGAGCCAGGGAGCGGGAUGCAAGCAGGAUCAACUACAUGUACGCCCAGUAUGUCAAGAACACCAUGGAGGUUCUCAACAUCGCGGACGUCACCACGGACCGGCGGUUCCCCUGGACGAAUGAAAACACGGGGAACACAGGCCAGCAGGGCAUCAGAAGUCUGCUUUGUAUGCCUAUAAAAAACGGGAAGAAGAAUAAAGUGAUAGGGGUUUGCCAACUCGUCAAUAAGAUGGAGGAGAACACGGGCAAGGUCAAGCCUUUCAACCGGAACGACGAACAGUUUCUGGAAGCUUUCGUGAUCUUCUGCGGCCUGGGCAUCCAGAACACACAGAUGUACGAAGCCGUGGAGAGAGCCAUGGCCAAGCAGAUGGUCACGUUGGAGGUCCUGUCCUACCACGCCUCGGCGGCCGAGGAGGAGACCAGGGAGCUGCAGUCCUUGGCGGCUGCCGUGGUGCCCUCCGCCCAGACCUUGAAAAUCACCGACUUCGGCUUCAGCGACUUCGAGCUGUCCGACCUGGAGACGGCGCUGUGCACCAUCCGGAUGUUCACCGACCUCGGCCUCGUGCAGAGCUUCCAGAUGAAGCACGAGGUCCUCUGCAGGUGGAUCUUAAGUGUCAAGAAGAACUACCGGAAGAACGUGGCCUACCACAACUGGAGACACGCCUUCAACACGGCGCAGUGCAUGUUUGCCGCCCUGAAAGCAGGCAAAAUCCAGAGCAAGCUGUCUGACCUGGAGGUGCUCGCCCUGCUGAUCGCCGCGCUGAGCCACGACCUGGACCACCGCGGCGUGAACAACUCCUACAUCCAGAGGAGCGAGCACCCGCUGGCCCAGCUGUACUGCCACUCGACCAUGGAGCACCACCACUUCGACCAGUGCCUGAUGGUCCUCAACAGCCCGGGCAACCAGAUCCUGGGCGGCCUGUCCAUCGAGGAGUACAAAACCGCGCUGAGGAUCAUCAAGCAGGCGAUUCUGGCCACAGACCUGGCGCUGUACAUUAAGAGGCGAGGAGAAUUUUUUGAACUUAUAAGAAAAAACCAGCUCAGUCUUGACGACCCUCACCAAAAGGAGCUGUUUCUGGCGAUGCUGAUGACCGCGUGCGACCUCUCCGCCAUCACGAAGCCUUGGCCCAUCCAGCAGCGGAUAGCCGAGCUGGUGGCGGCCGAGUUUUUUGACCAAGGAGACAAAGAGAGGAAGGAACUCAACAUCGAGCCCGACGACCUCAUGAACAGGGAGAAGAAGAACAAAAUCCCGAGUCUGCAGGUCGGCUUCAUCGAUGCCAUCUGCCUGCAGCUGUACGAGGCCCUGACCCACGUGUCCCAGGACUGCUUCCCCCUGCUGGACGGCUGCAGGAAGAACAGGCAGAAGUGGCAGGCCCUCGCAGAGCAGCAGGAGAAGACCCGGGGGAACGGCGCCGGCGGCCAGGCCCCGCGGAGCUGACGCCCGCGGGCGCACGCCCUGCCCACUGGGCACUGCGAGGCCGGGUGGGCCCCUUCCGGCACUGCAUGGGUGUGUUUGCACAGCUUUUGAGAGCACAGCGGGGACCACUGGUCUUUGGCCGGUUCCUGGCCUCCGUGUCCGUGUUUGGCGCCGCUGGGCGGAGGACCCACUGGGGCCCGCUGUCAGCACGGGCUGGGCGCUGCGGGUAUCUGCGCUCUGCAAGUGGGAGCUGCAUUCUGGCCCUCGCGUUCCCUGGUUUUACUUGGGAAUUUUCCAUGAGUUUUGUGGUUUCGGAAUUGUCAAUCUUUCAAAAAUGUUUCAACUCUUUUCUUUAAAAUAGGGUAGGAGAAAAUUGAAUAUAUUCUGGGACAUGUGAAGCCUUCGUAGGCAGAGAAAACCUGUGGGCUGAGAGGAUUUUAAGGGGAAGGGGGCAUGUCUGUCAACAAUGUAUUAUGUUAACAAAAAAGUUAAAACUCGAAACAAACGGGAAGUACUAUAAGGCAGUACUGUAAAGCAAAGGUAUUACACUGAUCAUCGCCGAUUUAUCGAGGGGCAGGUGUAACCCAGAGACCUCGGUGGCUCUGCUCCUGUUUUGCACAGUUUCCUCAUGUGCAAAAGUUGACGUGCGUUCCUGCACCCAGGCCGUCUGGGUCGGGGAAGCAGAGGAGGCGGCAGGCGGCUGCUUCCGGAAAGGGAGCCUGCCCCAGAUGCGUGGAAGUGUCGGGCCUGAGCAGGGAGACGGGCAUUUGCUUGAUUUGUUUACCUCCCCCCCCACCCAAAAAUUCCCCCUCUGUCCCGGGCUCGGACAGCUCUGGGGGAUGGGGAAAUGCAGCACCGUCACGGCCGCCACUGAAACACAUUUCCAUUUGUAUCAUUUUUUCUAAACCUCCUAGAGUCCAGCAUGCUCCUUGAGUCUUUAAGAUUCUGGGUGAGUGUGUGUCUCUUAAGAUACUGUGUCUUUAUUCUUACCAUUCAGGUGGGGAAAAAAAGGCCAAACAAACCGUGGCCCUCACUCUGCGGUGAGAGAGGCCAGCCUAGAAAGUUACCGACUGCGAAGGCUGUGUGGGAUCGUCAUACGCUUAGAUUUCCGGGAUGUCACUCUGUUUCUAUUUCCUGUCACACAGAUGAGAUCUGUCAGGUUGCCUCUUGGUGGCACGGGUAUGCAAAGUGCCUCAGGUGUCAGUGAGGUCACGGUGUGCGCAGUGCGGCACACCUGUGCUUCCUCGGAACAACGCCACGUGAAGAGCGGCAGCCACUAACUGCCGCCCACGCGUCCGACGCUGAGACUCCCGUGGCGAGGUCUGCGGUCACUUGCCUCCGCAGCUGUCCGGGCCUCCCCGGCACACGUCACCGGGGCUCCACGUGACAGAGUAGACUCCACCCCGGGAAUGCGUACACGUGCUUUGUUCACGAGCAAAAAGAAACACUUAGAUGAGAGAGCGAGUGGUUUGCCCGCAGGUAGUGGUGGGUUUCACUUCACUGGUUCAGAAACGAGAAGCUGGGCGAGGCCACGCCCGGGCAUUUUAGUUCGUGCAGGAGGAGAGCUGCUCGUUGGGGCUGGUCCGCUGGUUCGCAUGAUGCUGAUUUCUAGGAAAGUCAUUCCAGUCCAUGGAUUAAUAUCUGGUAUGCGGGCACAAAUCGAAGUUUCUGUUCUCACGCAAAUAUUUUCUGUCCGGUGUCUUUGGAAGCUGGAAACGCGCACACACACAUGGGGGCGGGCAAAGCAGGCUGCAGUCGUUGCGUGGGGAACAGGACAGAACAGGACAGAACGGGACGGCAAAAACGCAGCACAGGAAUGAGCCCUGCUCCGGCGUCGCCCCCGGACGGCUGCCUUGGCCUCCCCGUGAACCCUCUGCCCAAGCCUGUGCCGGCCUUGUCCCAGGAGUCCGUUCUCGUUCCAGCUGAGACACGUCACACGGUUCCCCUUCCGGUCUGAGCCCCCACGGCCCCCACUCCACUGAGCUCCGUGUGGAGCCGCCCGGCCUUCUGCUCGUCCAGGUGCUGCUGUGACAGCACCGGGACCAGCCCAAGGAGUCACAUGUGGGUGAGGCCUCGGUCUUCAUGGAAGGCGUCCCAGAAGGCCGCCCCUUUGUCAGCCCUGGUGGGCCCCGGACACCACCUUCAGAUGCGACAGGACAACACAGCAUGGCGACCUCAUCCCACAUGUCACCUCUGACACGGAGUUUCCCAGACUGAGAGAGCAGAGCGGCACCUUUGCUGGGCCUCUCGCGCGCACGUCACUGUGUGAGAGUCGGAGCCCUGCGAGCACCAGCCCCAAAGAACAAGCCCUGCGGAGGACGUGCUCCCUGGCAAGCGCCCCCCCCCCCGCCCCCGUCACUGUGGCGGCCACGGGAGGGGCCAGAAAACGGGCAGAAACGCUGGGCUCUGGGGGGAAGCUGGCAGGGGCAGACUCCUGCCUCCUCGUGGCAAGUGCCUCUGGGUUCAUCACAGAGCGCGGACGGUGGGCGCACCCCAGUCUGACCGAGAGCAUCCCUGUGUCUCACCGGACUGUCCCCUGGCCCGGCGCCGGCUGUCACGCAGCGCCGCUUUGCUUUGUUUCCAGUGGGGGUGGGGCGUGUGCCUGCCGCCCUGGGCUGGGAGAGCUGCCGGCCAGCAGGGCAGUGUGACUCUGUGCUGUCUCAGACGCACCAGGCCCACUUCCGGAGGCGCCCCUGGCUCGUGGCGGCCGGCUCAGCCCCAGAGACGGGCACCGCCCGGGCGCAGUUUCACUGGCGGCACAGGCCAGGCCCGCGGCAGCCCUGCACCGAGCCGGCCGCCUUACCGUGAAAACAGAGGGGCCGGUAAGUCACUCUGCUUUCACCUGUGACGGUUUCCCAAGGGCCCCUGUCCCCGGAACUUGGUAAGACUCCACUAGUGACCACUCUGGCCCCUCGGGAGUGGAGCGCUCAGACCCUGGGGAUGCCCGCGGCGGGAAGGCACUGCUGCACCGGGUCUGAACGAUGCUGUCGAAAGCCAUGUAAAUAGUUGAAAAUACAAGUUUCUUACAGUUUCGGGAGAGACAACCUCCCAAACCGUCACUAGCCACUGUCAAUAUCUAUUUGUAUUCUGACACCUUUUCCAUAUAUUUGAACAAACAUAGAUUUCGGGCACUAUUUUUGUACUAGGAUAAAGGCGUCCCUGUGUAUAUUAUGUUUAGCUCUCAAGCCGUUGUACUUCAUCGUGACCGUGGUGUCUUGCCCUCCCUCUGCCGCCCUGAGCAGCAUGUUGGACACCAACCACUUCAAAGGACAUUCACGUGGGCAGCCCCGCGCAACCGGGCGGUCAGGGCACAGACCCUCACCUGCCGGUCACGAAGCACGUGUGUCUGUGCUUUGUGAAAAUAAAGAGUGGA